CCUGUUUUAGUUUUGCUUGGAAUUAUUCAUACUUUUAUUGGAAAUGACGUUUGCGCACUUUUUCCCAAUUUCCAAUAAGAUUUUGGAAAUAUUUUUUCCAUAUUGAUUAGUUAUGUCGCUUUUAUUGUUUACUCAAAGUUUUUUUUGUUAAAUUUUGUGUAAAAUUUUUUUGGAAAAAUCCUCUUUACUAUUUAAAAAAAACUUCGAAAACAAAGUGUUUUUUGGAUUUUGUUAAGUGUUAAUGAAAAGUUUUUGUGUGAAACGCAAAAAAAGCGCGAAUAAUAAAGUGUGAAAAUUUCUGUGUGUGGAGGGCAAACGAAAAAAAGUUGGCAAAAAACAAAACGACAAAAAAAGAAAUAAACUGCUAAAAAGCUGCGAUUGAUACAACAUCGCAAAUCCACCACUACAGAUGUCCACAGGAGUGGGAGGUGGAGGGAGCAUAACGACAGAUCAUCAUAGCCGCCUGUAUUUCCUCAACUCACCCACGGCCCCACUGUCCGCACGCGACCCCUUCUUAAUCAAACCGGAAUACCUCAAUUAUGAUAAUCCCAUGCAUCACCUCUACCCAAGUAAUCGGGGACUCAUAGACUAUAACAAUUAUACGGUAACAGCAGCGGCCGCAGCAGUAACAGCAGCAGCCGCCUCCUCCGCCUCAGCAGCAGCCGCCGCCAAUAAUACUUCUGCCUCUUCAGCCGCCUCCACGUCCAACAACAAUAACGCCAACACCAACGCUGCCGUCGUUGCCGCCAAUUCAACGGUUGUUGCCGCAGUUGCUCUAAAUUUAGAAAACACUUUCCACCACCAGGUCCAGCACCAGCAGCAACAACAACAACAGUCAGCCAACAACAAUCCGAACACAACAAACGCCCAUCCGUUGCAUCAGUCGCUCAGCAGCACCUCCUCGCAGUCUACACGCGCCCAGAAAGCCGCCCGACGUCGUAGUAACGAAUCACCCGAGGCCCGCCAACGAAGACUGGAACGGAACGCUGCAAGAAUGCGCGAGAAACGCGCCAAAGAGUCCGAAGCUGAGUAUCGUUUGCGGCUGGCGAAAAAUGCCGAAGCGAAUCGUAUACGACGUCAGAAUGAAAACGAAGUACAAAGAACCUUAAGACUGAUGAAAAAUGCGGCACGCCAGCGAUUGCGACGUGCCAGUGAAACUCCCGAAGAACGUAAAAAACGUUUGGCCAAGGCAGCUGAGCGUAUGCGUAUAGCGCGUGCCAAACAACCCAAAAUACCUAAGCCACCGUUAGCGGAUCGUCUUAAGGGCUAUUAAAAGCGAAAAAGAAAACAAAAAAGACAACUAUCAUCAACAAGCUUAUCACGUUAUCGUUGUUGUCGUCUAACCAUUGGUAAGACUACUUCCCGAUAAUGUUGAUGAUGACCUGCAUGUGUAUGUAAGUUUGUGUCUGUUUACAAAGGUGGCUAAAGGUGCGUAAGCUUUCAAUUUUUUUCUACAAACUAUUUAAAAAAAAAAAAAAAAAACUAAAAAUUAAACAAAAAAAGUAAAUAAAACUUUAUAAAAAAGGUAGACCCGACGAAGGCAGCAUAUAAAAUACACACACACAACACACAAACCUACACCUACUACUCUACACCCCCUCUCUCUCUCUCAACAAACAACAAAAUAAAAAAAUUUUGAAUUAGAAAUAAAAAUAUUAAAAAAAAAGAAUAAAACACCAACAGCACAUUAGUAAUUAAAUAAACAAUUUAAGGAAAAAUAAGCACCAGAUUGGAAAAAAAGCAGGAGAGGAUCUAUUUUUUUACAACUUUAACAAUUUUUGAUAUGGAUCUUAUAAGGAGUAAGAGAAGAUUAUUAUUUCUACAAUAGCCUAAUGUUUGGCAGACAAAAUAAAACUAUUUUAAAGGUUUUUGUUUAAGAAAAAUCGGAAAUGGAAAAUAUACAACUAAAAAGGCGGUUUCAGACCCCUUUUCUUUUGUAUUGCAGAUCUUAUAAAUAUCUUUUAUUUUGUUUGUUUAAUAACUAGUGGUUUUCUUUAAUAAUAAUAAUCGUAUUAUGUAACUUUUUUAAAACAUUUAUUUUAACUUUUAUUUUUUUAAACAGGAUUAAAUCCUAAUUUAUUUUUUAUUCUAUUUUUCUAUAUAUGUGCGUUUGUGUUUAUUUUAAACAUUUUUCAAUUUGAAAAUAUUUAAAAUAUCUUACACUAACGUUACAUUUUAUUUAGUUUUAUACUUUUUAAUAUUUAAUAUUAUAAAAAACAUUAUGUUUUAAUUUAAAAAAAAAAAAUUCUUUAUAUUUUUAAUGUAUACUAUUCUUACUAGUUUGUGAUUUAUUUAAAAAAAUUUAAUUUAAUUUUGUUUAACAAAACCCCCCCCCCCCUAAACAAUUCAACAUAUAAAACAACAUAUAAUUUCUUGAUCCUUUACCUUUUUAACCAUUUAAUAAAAAAA
This is a messenger RNA of Lucilia sericata (common green bottle fly), 2409 nucleotides long. RefSeq names its product serine/threonine-protein kinase pakD. The coding region runs from base 410 to 1273 and encodes 287 amino acids. Lineage: Eukaryota; Metazoa; Arthropoda; Insecta; Diptera; Calliphoridae. The record is from RefSeq and is a predicted model, not a curated record. The transcript has a single exon.